UUUCUUUCACAUCACGAUCGUUAAGUUUGUUGAGUGCGUUCAUUCGUUCUAUCUAUUGAUCCUCUCGACCUAAACGACGUGAACUACCUCCUGUAGGACCCCAUCGCUUCUCGAUCUGGUACUGACGUUGCGCAACAUGGUCCACAUUUCCUCUCUGCUUCUGGGACUCUCAGUAGCGGGCAGUAUAACUGCAGCUCGUCCAUAUGGGUACGACAGACCGGCCAAGAUCUCCCUGUACGACCCGUCCAGCGCCGUCGAAGCCUCAUCCGACCCAGCGGAGCUCGACUGCGGAGAACACAGAGGACCGACCAUCUACUCUCUUAAUAUCAACACCUGUCUCUGGGGAGAUUUCCCUCUCACCCACUUCCGGGUUACGACAAUGCCAGUCUGCGCAAGUGGUGCUCAACCUGUGGCUUACUUCUUCUCUACGACAAGCUGCACUGGCAACCCGAAUUUCCGCUCUGACAAUCAAAUCAUCAAUCAAGAAUACCGUGGCCUCCACGACAAAUGUCUGUCCUUGAAGUCACCAGCACAAUGGUCGAUGAUCUUCCGUUGCGAUAAGCAAGAGUCUAGAAGCAACCAUUAUGUUCAAGCGAUUCCUUACAACUACAACUCAAACAAAACCCCCAUUCCCACAGAUCCGAAAGCCUCAGACGCUGUCGUAACACCACACACUUCAUUCGAUUGCACGAUCUGGAAGCCCAAGAAGCCCACGCACCUUCCUGCUGACACCUGCAUCACAUUCGAAGGCCGUGAAAGUCGCAGCGUCUUUAUAGACAAGCCAGCGACCUGCGCAGAUGGGUCCGAAGCACUCUUGGAAUUGUUCAGGGAACCAGGUUGCGGAAAGGAGUUGUCCGAAGGAAACGAUGGAUUCACGGGCUGGGGUGGAUCGUUCGUGUCCACGAAGUGUUACAGUUCGGAUUCGCUUAUCCGCAGCAUGUGCUUCCGCUGCGGUGACAAGGAGAUGAAGAUGUACGAGGAUUUACCUCCUUAUAAACACGCUGAAGUGGAACCUCUCGUCCUCCAUGGAGCACCGAUGUCUACCCAAGACGAUGAAGAGCCUGUACUGCUAGUCGAUCCCAACAGCGAGAAAGUCCUCAAGCCAACCUUCAGUCCUGGUAUCAGCCCCCAAAGCACCAAGCCUCAAGGCGGAAAGGUUGAAUCAUACUACGUUGAAAAUUGUAAGAUUGAGGAGGGACGCUCCCACAGCGUGUCCGUGAGACGAGCCGAUACCUGCGUCUGGAGCUUCAUGUACAAGAGCAUGGAAGUCACGUCUCCUGCCGUCUGCGCGAACGGCACGCAAGCCUUAUUCGCCACCUACUCGCGUCCUGGCUGCAAGCCCGACGACCUCAAGUACCUCGGCGAAAUUCCCGAGGAGUUCACAGAUGGCUGUGCAGAUAUCUCGGACAUUGACAGCUUUGCUUUCAUCUGUGAGGGCUUGCCGGAGACCGAGAUUGGUAAUAAGGGGAGUGCGGGUGGGUUCCUUAAGUUUAUUGGGAUUGUUCUUUUGAUUUUGAUUUUGAUGAUUGGGUUGAGUAUUGCGAGCUGUUGUCUCAGGGGAGCGGCGAUGAUGAAGCAGGCUAAUGAACUUUGGGCGCGUAUUAUGGAUGCGUUCAAGGGGAGAGAAGGCGCCAUUCAACUGUAGAGGAAUUGCUUGGAAGACGAACUUGGGAGCUGGGGGGGGAUUACUUGGCGUUCUUCUGCGGAAAGGAGGUUUCAUUAUUCUUUGGUGGACAUGGGAAGGAAAUGUGCCCAUGGAGCUUAGGAUAUCAGGGGCUGUCAAGAACUAUAACCAGAAUAGAAAACUUUAGCUACCGGCUUUGUUUCCAUUCAACGAGAACGUACCCGCA
Hyaloscypha bicolor E is the source of this 1850-nucleotide messenger RNA. RefSeq lists its product as uncharacterized. The transcript has a single exon. The record is from RefSeq and is a predicted model, not a curated record. The coding region runs from base 137 to 1645 and encodes 502 amino acids. Lineage: Eukaryota; Fungi; Ascomycota; Leotiomycetes; Helotiales; Hyaloscyphaceae.